Didymella exigua CBS 183.55 is the source of this 1071-nucleotide messenger RNA. RefSeq lists its product as uncharacterized. NCBI's taxonomy places the organism in Eukaryota, Fungi, Ascomycota, Dothideomycetes, Pleosporales, Didymellaceae. Bases 111 to 914 code for a protein of 267 amino acids. The transcript has a single exon. The record is from RefSeq and is a predicted model, not a curated record.
ACAAGCGUCACGCUAGCUUCAACUCUAGUACGGCUUUUCUUCGCGUCUUCCUUCACCGACUUACGCCAGAACCAGAGUUCGGCAAGUAUGCCAACGCCUAGUGGCUUGCUAUGGCGAUGUCAAGGCUGCCUUCGCCUCGAGCCUUUGUGACGCAAUUGCUGAAUUCGCUACCUUCGUUGCAACAACGCGAUGCCAGUGCGGAGCCGAGCUCACUCAGCGAUGCGCCGGAGAUCGUGAAGAAGCAGCUGCUAUUGCUGCAGGUUCUGUUUCCUAACGAAUUCCUUCCAGCGCUGGACCUCCUUGACAGGAACCUUGUCACUUGCUUUAUCAUUGGCAUCGAGAAGCCCCCAGCUCCGUCUACCAAUAGGACGACCUCAACAACGGACAUACCUAUACAGGGCAGUGACGAGUUAUUGAGUACCUGCCCAGGCCCUGCAAUACAAGAGAAACCAUCCACGAGCUUUCUGCCCGUACCACGACCCCCUUCGAGUAGCGAUACAAUUUACUACGUCCGCAGCGCGCAACAACGCUCCUCCCGCUUCAGCACAUCCUACGACAGCAUCAUGACCUACGAGGUGCGACUCGGCGCAUGGAACUGCACAUGUCCCGCCUUCUCCUUCGCCGCGUUCCCGGCUGUACACCCUGAACCACAUCUACCAACCUUCAUACCCAAGCCGACAUCCUCGGUGAACCAGGAUAUGCAAGAUGAGAAUGUAGAAGAAGAGAAGAGGAAGGUUGCGGAGUGGAUGUUCGGUGGGGUGAGUCUGGGACAGGAGAUGCCGCCGGUGUGCAAACAUCUGUUGGCGUGCGUGCUGGCGGAGAGGUGUAGGGGUGUUUUUGGGGAGUGUGUGGAAGAGAGGGAAGUCGGUAUUGAGACGGCUGCUGGGUGGGCUGCUGGAUGGGGUGAUACUUGACUGUGGUUUGAAUAUAAGGAGCUGGAGGCCGCGAGGUCUGUGAGCUUGCUGUGGGAGAUGUGAUACCCAGCCUUGGCAGCGCGGUUUAUUGACUGAGUAGAAAGACACAACGCCAAAAGCAUGGUGACGAUUAGGGCUGGUCCUUUGACGUGAUGCA